AUGGGUCCAUAUUUGUCUAAUCCAAUUACAGAAAAAAUCACAAUAGAAGAUGAAUAAAAUUAAUACUUAAAAUAUUCUUAUGCCGAAAUGCAAGGUUGGAGAAAUACAAUGGAAGAUUCUCAUAUAUCUAAUAUAAAUAUAGGAGAGGAUAUAGCUUUAUUUGGUAUAUUUGAUGGACAUGGGGGACAUGAAGUAGCAAGAUUCGUAGAAUUACAUUUUAUAGAAGAGUUAAAGAAAAACGACAAUUUUUUUAAAAAAAAUUUCGAACAGGCUUUAAAGGAGACAUUUUUAAAAAUGGAUGAAUUAAUGUUAAAAAAGGAAGGCUUAUCUGAAUUAUUAAAAAUAAAAAGUAAUAAUAAUAAUAAUAAUGCUUACGAUGAAAACGAUAUAAAAUAAACUUAUGCUGGAUGUACUGCAAAUGUAGCCUUAAUCUAUAAAAAAUAACAAAUCUAUGUCGCGAAUUCCGGAGAUUCGAGGACUGUAUUGUGCACAAAAGAUAAAAAACCAAUAGAAUUAUCAAUUGAUCAUAAACCAGAUAAUAUAGAGGAAAAAAAUAGGAUUUAAAAAGCAGGAGGAUUCAUUUCAGAUGGAAGAGUUAAUGGAAAUUUGAAUUUAUCAAGGGCUUUAGGAGAUUUCGAAUAUAAAAAAGGAGCUAAAUCUCCUGAAGAUUUUAUCAUUUCGGCCUUUCCUGAAGUUAAGAUAAAGGAAUUAAAUUAAGAUGAUAAAUUUGUUUUAAUGGGAUGUGAUGGAAUAUGGGAAUGUAUGACUAAUUAAGAAUUAAUGGAUUUUUGCUAUGAAAGAAUAUAAAAAGGAAUGAAAUUAAAAAACAUUCUAAUUGAAUUACUAGAUACUAUUAUUGCAAAAGAUACUAGUGAUGGAGUCGGAUGUGAUAAUAUGACAACAAUAUUAAUAUAAUUAAAAUGA
Ichthyophthirius multifiliis is the source of this 924-nucleotide messenger RNA. Its product is annotated as protein phosphatase 2c, putative. Gene Ontology annotation, molecular function: protein serine/threonine phosphatase activity; cation binding. Gene Ontology annotation, biological process: protein dephosphorylation. The record is from RefSeq and is a predicted model, not a curated record. Lineage: Eukaryota; Ciliophora; Oligohymenophorea; Hymenostomatida. The transcript is spliced from 3 exons.